This is a messenger RNA of Prunus armeniaca (apricot), 4263 nucleotides long. NCBI's taxonomy places the organism in Eukaryota, Viridiplantae, Streptophyta, Magnoliopsida, Rosales, Rosaceae. The record is from the annotation of a GenBank genome assembly.
AUGGCGUCUCUCAAGAAAUCAAAGAAAAGCAAGAAAUAUAGGAAAUUGAAGAAAAACUUAAGCUUGGUUCCAGUCGAGCCUAAAGCCGCAGACUCUGACUGGUGGGAUAGUUUCUUCAACCCAAGCCGCAAUUCACCUCUGGAGGUUGACAAGUUUGACUUUGUUGUUUGCAUGAGUGCCUAUAUCGGCGUCGUUUUUGGCAGCGUUGAAACUGGACUAGUUUUAGCGGUUGCAAUAUCUGUGAUCAGGGUAGUUUUGUUUGUGGCAAGGCCAAGGACUUUUGUUCAAGGAAACCUUCCGAAUUCCAUGGUUUACAGAAAUGUUGAGCAGUAUCCCAAUGCAAGCAACGUUCCUGGAAUUCUCAUACUUGAGAUUGAUGCUCCCAUUUACUUUGCAAAUGCCAACUACUUAAGAGAAAGGCACACAGGUUGGAGAGGACUUGAUGAAGGCAUCGUUGUACGGGUCAUCAAAAGCCAUAGAAAGGCAACCUGCUCUGCUUCAGAUGGUACCAAGAAAAGAAAUACCAGUUUCAAGAAAAUAAAUAGUGAUGCAGGAGUUCGCGUGAGUGACUAUGCUGUCAGUGAGUUUGUUCAUGUGGACUUUGAGAAUGGUGCAACAACUACUCACAGAAGAUCUAAGGAGGAAGCUUGGUUUGACUCAGUGAGUAUUCUGGAGUCUGACUCGGAUGAUGACUUUAUCAGUCUACAUGGUUUUCCAUUAGCAAGCAAUCCAGUUGGGAAUAUCUCAAGUGGCCAAGUACUUCAGUACGAAAGAUCUGCUUGCUUUGUUGAUCAUGGGUGUAAGUAUGAAGAAUACCAAAGCUAUAUGAAAAUAGAUGGAGGUAAAUCAGAUAAAAUCACAGGCAAAGAUGAGCGCAGGGAAUCAAAUCGGUUUUCACUUAUUAGUACCCAGGGCUAUGUGCUUUCUCACUUAGGGAAGGCUGAUGAAGUUUGCAGUAAGAGGAAGAAUAUAUUAGAUCACUCUUAUGGAAGCUUUAAAGGACUUAUAGAGGAUGGACAUGAUUCUAAUGAAAAAAUUCAAGACAAUGCCCUGAAAUCUGGCUUAUCUCAGUUGGUACCUUCUGUAAGUUUCAAUGAUAAGAUUCUAAGUGCAGAGAGUUUGGUUCCACAGUCCCAGAGAAAGUCAUCAGCUGUUUUCAGACUUUCUUUUAAAAGGAGAUCCUGUGAUGCAGAAGAAACCAUUGAACAAUGUCAAUCAAAAAGGUUUUUGUAUCGGCCUAGACCAGGAUAUAUCAUUCCAUGUUGCAGAGUAGAGAAGCUGACUUCAGGAUUUUGGUCUGAGAUUCCACCCUCAACUUUUAAAUUCCAUGGCGAGAACUAUUUCAAUCCAUAUACUCCAAUAGGUGUUGAUGUGUUUGUAUGCCCCAAAAAGAUACAUCACAUUGCCCAGCAUCCUGAGCUUCCCAAAGUGAAAGCAAAUGGGAAAGCGUUCAUUGUAAACAUGCAGUUGCCGACUUAUCCUGUUGCAAUGUUUCUUGGUGAUACUGAUGGAGAGGGGAUGAGUCCUUAUAAUAAAAUGGUUGACGAUGAGACAGAAAAAGUUAAAGGAUUGGCAAAGGACUCCACUGUACCUUUUAGAGAAAGACUAAAGAUCUUGGCUGGGGUGGUAAAUCUUGAGGAUCUCGGUCAGAGUUCUGCUGAGAAGAAGCUUGUACAUGCAUAUAAUGACAAACCAGUUCUUUCACGCCCCCAGCACAAUUUUUACAAGUUCGCAACGUCAGAUGAACAUCCAAGGCAGUUUCUUUGUAUGCCAGAAGAAGCCCAGAAGAUGGAGCUUUUUGCAAACAACAAGAUUCAGGCAUUUCUGUUUUACCUCAGUAUUGGUUUGUACCAGCACAUUGGCAUGGGUGUAAACCUUCCAGGUCAUCAUCUGGUCAUUAUUAAGGAGUAUAUUGCAGCAGCUGUUCUUCAGGACAAAUUUACGAGCAGCACAAUGAUCCUCUUGUACUUAAAUAUGAUGUUUAAUCCAGCUUACUAUGGCUUGGACAAUACUGGACCUGAAGCUCUCAGCUCUUACUUGUCUAGGUUAGUGCAAAACACAUUUGAGGAUCUGGAAGACAGUGGAUGCAUCAAGAUGAAUGAAGACAAUGUAGAGCCAACGAUGCUGGGUUCAAUAGCAUCCCAGUAUUAUCUUAGCUACAUGACUGUAUCAAUGUUUGGUUCAAGCAUAGGAUCAUAUACAUCGCUUGAAGUCGUCUUGCAUAUCCUAUCUGCUGCUUCUGAAUAUAAUGCAGUUCCUGUGCGGCCUAACGAGGACUGCUUAGAUGAUCCACAUGUCAAAGCCAAUAUGCUAUUUCAGUUAGAAUUACCAUUCAGUGAUUACGUCACAGGCUUGAUUCUUGAAGUCAGUAUUGGAUCAAAAGAAAGCAACGCAGUAGAGACUCAGAACAGAGGAAAAGGGAUGGGGAAGAAAGCAAAGACAUCUAGAAAGGGAAAGAAGGCAUGGAGAGCCAACAUAAGCACAGAAGACAUUCAUGACUUCUUCGAGCAGUCAACCAAAGAUGCUCUCUCCGGUGGUUCUCUUUCCUCUGCUCCCGCCGAGUCGCUCUUCUUCGUCGACAAGUCCAAAGAUCUUUCGGUGAAGAGGAAGAUUGAAAAACAUAGACAGAAAGUACUCCAUGUUGAGAGCAUGCUACAGAAAAACCCAUUUGUACAAGCAGUGCCUUCUUCGACACUGAAGAAAUCGAAGAAAACAUUUAAAGAGGUUCCAAAGCCAAAAGAUGCGACUGAAUGUGGUCCUCAGGGUUCUGUCUCAACUUCGGGCAUGGCUGACUUAUGGGGUGAUAAAGGUGGUGACAACAGCAAGACCAAGAAGACGGCGAAGCCAUCACUUAUUCCUGCUGUAGAAGUUGAGCCUCCAGGAUCCUCAUUCAAUCCCACAUUUGAAAGUCACCAGGAAACAUUGGCUCAUGCUGUUGCACAAGAAAUGCACAAAGUCUAUAAAAAAGAGUUAGGACCUCAACCAGUUCCUCUAACUGUUCCUGGGGAGGCUGUUGAUGAAGAAGAAAUGUAUUUUCUCGAUGCUGAUGAAGGCACUGAUGAUGAUAUGAAUCCAGAAAAUUUGGAUGAGAAUGAGGAUGCUGCAUCUGAGAAAAGGCCUCUUAAAGCAAAGAGGGUGACAACAGUCAUGUUAAAUAAGAGAGCUAGGCGUAAAGAACAGCUUAAAAAGGAAGCAGAAGCGAAAAAGGCACAGAAGCUUUCCAAAGAAAUUGAUGGCUUACCAGAUAUUCUUCAGGAAAUAGCUAAAGAGGACGAUGAGAAGCAUAAAAGACAUAUUCGACGAGUUGUAGCCAAAAAAGAGAAACUAAAGUCAUGCCCCCCACGCUUGGGGAAGCACAAAUUCGAGCCUGCCCCAGUUCAAGUCCUCUUGACCGAAGAAAUAACUGGAUCCCUUCGGAAACUGAAGGGUUGUUGUACCCUUGUCAAGGAUCGGUUCAAGAGCCUAGAAAAAAGAGGAUUAAUCCCGCCAAAAUUAAACAAAAGGUCCAUUGGAUUCGGUCCCAGAAAACAACACUUAAGUGAGGCACCUGACCCAGCGGCUUUAGGCCUUUUAUCUCCCCGCCGAGUCCAAGACCUGCUCUGCUCUUCAAUUUCGCCGCAGCGAGCAUCGACGGAAAAAUCUCAGUCAUCUCUUUGCACUAUGCGCACGUUAGCAGCCAGGCUCACCACUUAUUACUGUAGAAGAAACCCAGUACGGAAUGCGCAGCCUCGCAAUUUCUCCACUUACAAUGGAAGAGAUGAGCUCUCCCUUGAACAGGACGCUGAAAGAAAAAUCGGAUGGCUGUUGAAGUUGAUAUUUGCUGGGACUGCAACUUGCAUAGCUUACAACAUCAUGCCAUAUAUGGGAGAUAAUUUGUUGCAACAGUCCGUGUCACUUUUAACAGUCAAGGAUCCUUUGUUCAAGAGAAUGGGGGCUUCUCGAUUAGCUCAGUUUGCGAUUGAUGAUGAAAGGAGGAUGAAAAUAGUGGAGAUGGGUGGUGCUCAAGAGCUCGUAAACAUGUUGGUGGAUGCUAAAGAUGACCGCACAAGGAAGGAGGCUUUGAAAGCUCUUUCUGCUCUGUCACCCUCAGAUCAAGCUAUUGGAGCUUUACACCAAGCUGGGGCAAUCUCAGUUAUCAGAUCAACCCCUGAUUCCUUGGAGAGUGCUGAAAUUGAGAAAUACAAGUCAGGCUUGCUCAAGAGAUUUCAAGAUCUUAGAUAUGAUAUUCCGUCUACAAAUGUGUCAAGGUCUUCAGACUCUUAG